UCGUGUUUUCGUUAGAAGGCUUCAAUCGAUACGGCGGCAAGGAAUCGCCUUUCCCUCUCCUCUCCCCUUCCUCUGAUCCCGAAUCCCUCGUCACCCUCUUCCCUUUCUCUUCUCUGUCUCUCUCUCUCUCUCUUUCUCUCUCUCCUUCGAUUUCGAAUACGAAUCCAAAGCCCUUCUCGCGAUCGCUUCUCCCAUGGCAGCCAUCGGCAACAACAACAUUAAUGCCAAGCUCGUACUUCUUGGAGAUAUGGGGGCGGGCAAGUCGAGUCUCGUUCUUCGUUUCGUCAAGGGUCAAUUUCUUGAAUUCCAGGAGUCGACGAUUGGGGCCGCGUUCUUCUCCCAGACGCUGGCGUUGAAUGAUGCCACGGUGAAGUUUGAGAUUUGGGACACGGCGGGGCAGGAGAGGUACCAUAGCUUGGCUCCCAUGUACUACAGGGGUGCCGCUGCGGCCAUCAUCGUGUAUGACAUCACCAGCACGGAGUCUUUUGAGCGAGCUAAGAAAUGGGUGCAGGAGCUACAGAAACAAGGUAAUCCAAAUAUGGUGACAGCUCUAGCAGGCAAUAAAGCUGAUUUGGAAGAUAAGAGGAAGGUGACAGCUGAGGAAGGAUGCACAUAUGCUGAGGAGAAUGGCCUCUUCUUUAUGGAAACCUCUGCUAAAACUGCAACAAAUGUGAAUGACAUGUUCUAUGAAAUUGCGAGACGUUUACCCCGUGCUCUGCCAGCUCAGAAUCCAACAGGAAUGGUUCUUGCAGACAAACCUCCUGAGCGAUUGCAGACUUCAUCAUGCUGUGCUUAGGUGAAACGAAACCACGGAUGCUUUUGCAAGUGCAAGACACUGAAGACAGACAAGUUGAAGAUUUUGAUCUGUCCUGCCACCUGCAUUUGGGGAGGCUGCCAUUCCUGUUUAAUAUUCUCCUUUUUCUGGCUUUUGUAAAUGAGCAAUAUCAUGUUUACUUCACCCAAAGCCUCAAUACAAGAUGGGCGAAUUUGUGUAAACAGCAUUCUUUAACCUAUGUUGGUUUUUCUUGGAUAUGUUCUUGGAGAAGUAAAUAAAUAUAUCGAACCAAUUUCAUUUAA
Phoenix dactylifera (date palm) is the source of this 1077-nucleotide messenger RNA. Its product is annotated as ras-related protein Rab5. Gene Ontology annotation, molecular function: GTPase activity; GTP binding. Lineage: Eukaryota; Viridiplantae; Streptophyta; Magnoliopsida; Arecales; Arecaceae. The record is from RefSeq and is a predicted model, not a curated record.